Molecule: messenger RNA, 1524 nt
Organism: Angiostrongylus costaricensis
Lineage: Eukaryota; Metazoa; Nematoda; Chromadorea; Rhabditida; Metastrongylidae
Source: the annotation of a GenBank genome assembly
AUGACUUCAGUGGAUGAAGGGGUCAGCUCUGAUGAAGAAAGUGGCAAGCAAAAGCAUCUGACGAAGAAACAAGAACGGAUCAAAAAAUCUGGUGCGUUCAUGCGGUCUUCAUAUUUCUGCACCAGAUAUGACCCAAACUUUUUGCAGACUGAUGACCUUGAGGUAGAGAUAGACUAUGUUGGUGAAGCACCUAAAUUGGAUGAAAAUGAUCCCAAUUAUCAAUAUUUUUCCGCAAUCUUCAGUGCCUUUAAGGUAUCUAACGAGACUGAGGAAGGUGACAAGUUGAACGAUCCUAACGAAGAAAAAAUGUCCAGAAGGAAACUGCGUUUAGCUAUGCAGCCAAGUAUUGCAAAGUUGAAGGAGUCAACACGUCGUCCAGACGUCGUGGAGUGGGCUGAUGUAACAUCAAGAGACCCAUUCAUGCUGGUUGCAUUAAAGUCUUAUCGAAACACUGUUCCGGUCCCUCGACACUGGAACGCCAAGAGGAAGUAUCUUUCUGGAAAACGUGGAUUUGAACGUCCUCCAUUUGAAUUGCCCGACUUUAUCAAGCGUACUGGAAUUCAGGACAUGCGUGAAGCUCUUUGGGAAAAGGAAGAAAACCAGAACCUCAAGUCGAAGAUGCGUGAACGUGCUCGUCCAAAAUUGGGAAAGAUUGAUAUAGAUUAUCAGAAGUUGCACGAUGCUUUCUUUAAAUGGCAAACGAAACCAUUCAUGACAAUGAUGGGAGAGUUAUAUUACGAGGGGAAAGAGGUGGAAACGCUCAUGAAGGACAAAAAACCUGGGAAUCUAUCAGACGAACUCAGAAUCGCACUUGGCAUGCCUGUUGGUCCCAACGCCCAUAAGUUUCCUCCACCUUGGCUUAUUGCUAUGCAGCGUUACGGUCCGCCACCAAGCUAUCCAAAUAUUCGCAUAGCUGGUUUAAAUGCUCCAAUUCCUGAAGGGUGCGCCUUCGGAUAUCAUGCAGGAGGAUGGGGAAAGCCACCAGUUGAUGACUACGGCAAGCCUCUCUAUGGUGAUGUUUUCGGGCAAGAGGUCCAAGUGGAACCAGAGGACGAAACGCGCAUCGAACGUCGGUAUUGGGGAGAAAUAGGUUCAGACGAUGAUUCCGAUGAGGAAAGUGAAGCGGAAGAGGAAGAAGAUGCGGACAUUGAUGGAAUCGCAACUCCGAUGACAGAAGGACUAGCUACUCCAAGUGGUAUAACGACUGGUGUUACGGGAUUGGAAACUCCGGACACCAUUGAGCUUCGUAAAGGAAGACGAGUUGAAGAGAGUUUGGCAGGCGCUGAUACUCCAGCUGCAGCUUAUCAUAUUAUUCCUGAGAAACGAGUUGAUCGUGUUGGAGGCCAAAUGAUGGGAUCCACCCAUGUAUAUGACCUAUCCAAAAAGAUAGGUGUUUCUGAUGGUGGAGUAGAGGUCUCUCUUGAUCCUGACGCGAUCGAUCUCGAUCAAGGCAAGCUUCAAGAAAAGUAUGAUGAGCAGCUUAGAAAACAGGUAAGUAUAACGUAUUCAUACUUCUUCAUAUAG